CAAAAGCACGUUAAAACAAACACUGUCGUGUUCUCGUGAUAAACGUGAGUCACUACAAGUUCAUAGAGCUCAGAGAAAAACGCACUCAAUCGAAUUUCAAGAUAUACAAAUCCACAAACAACUACCAAACCAAUUAGAAUUAUUGCAGUUAAGUGGCUAAACUACUACACACUGGAAAUUAUCCAAUACUUGGAACUAUACUGAAACAACAAGAAGCGAGCACAGACACCUAACGUUUUGCAUAAACUCGUGACAAAUAUAUUGAUUAUUGGCUCUAGGUCAGAACAUGUUUGUUAUGUACCUUCUGUUAACGUGGGUUUUACUGAUUUCAAAGUUGUCAUGUACCUCAACAGAAAAGUUGCCCGUUAUUAUCUGGCACGGGAUGGGCGAUCGAGGAACGGGUAUGGGUAUACUGAAGCUAGCUAAAGCGAUACAAGACGAAAUACCUGGAACAUAUGUCAAAUGCAUUACCACCAGCAACUCAGUAAUUCAGGAUAUUGAAGAUACAUAUUUUAUGCCGAUCAAUGAUCAACUGGAUUAUGUUUGUCGUAUGAUACAUGAAGAUAAAAACCUAUCUAAUGGUCUACACAUGAUUGGUAUAUCACAGGGUGGAUUAUUUGUUAGAGCGUUAGUUCAAAAAUGCAACUUAUCGAAAGUCGGCACAGUUGUUUCUAUUGGAGGACCUCAGCAGGGUAUAUUUGGGAUACCAAAAUGCACUAUUGAUGGGUUUAUUCAUUUGUGCUUAUUAAUGAACGAGCUACUUUCAUAUGGAGCCUAUAUUAAAUUUAUUCAGAGUCACGUUGUUCAAGCUCAAUACUGGCAUGAUCCAUUGGAGGAAGAUGUUUAUCGCAAAUACUCCCAAUUUUUAGCUGAUAUUAAUCAGGAAAACGAAAUAAACGAAAUUUAUCGUGAAAAAAUGAGAAAUAUUCAAAGACUAGUAUUGGUAAAGUUUUCAGGUGACACUAUUGUAAUCCCAAAGGAAUCUGAAUGGUUUGGAUUUUAUCAGAAUGGAUCAUCGACAAACAUAACAGCAUUACAGGACAGUAUUCUGUAUACUGAAGAUCGUCUAGGCCUCAGAGAACUUAAUAAAAGGGUACAUAGUGCCAAGAACAUUUUUCCCGAAAACUCACGACUGCAUCCAGAUAGUGAAGUAUACAAACUGUGUGACCAUGGGAACUCUUUCGGUAUGGAUUUAAUGUCCCAGUUGGUUAAACGAGCAAUACCUGGAAUCUAUGUGAAAACCAUCUCAACGAAUAUUUUUAACAUAGAGGAUGUUAGAGAUACGGUAUUUCUUUCAAUUAAUGAUCAACUGGAUUAUGUUUGUCGUAUGUUACAUAAAGAUAAAAAACUCUCCAAUGGUUUUCACAUGAUUGGUAUAUCACAGGGCGGAUUGCUUGUUAGAGCAUUGGUCCAAAAAUGCAAUUUUUCAAAAGUCGGCACAGUUGUUUCUAUUGGAGGACUUCAACAGGGCAUAUUUGGGAUUCCAAGAUGCAUCAAUACUGGUUUUGUUCCAUAUUGCUUAUGGUUAAAUAAGUUUUUAUCUGAUAUAGUGUAUACUGAAUACAUUCAAAAUCGCUUUGUCCCGGCACAAUACUGGCAUGAUCCAUUUAAAGAAAAUGUUUAUCGCAAAUACUCUCGAUUUUUAGCUGAUAUUAAUCAGGAAAAUACUUCCACUUCAUAUCCAAUAUUCAGUUGCUACUGAUUACAUCUUUCCGUAAACGUCCAUAGAAUUUUCUGGAGAAUUACUGACGAGUUGUCACUUUAUCAUUUCAUGAUCUCAGUAACUUCAGAAGAAUUAGUUAGGCAAUUAUCGUUUUUAACAUAGAGUUUAAUGAUUUUAACGUUCUUUUCCUUUUAUUUAAGCGAAUAAACGAAACAUACCGUGAAAAUAUGAAGAAAAUUCAACGAUUAGUAUUGGUGAAGUUUACCAACGACACCACAGUACUUCCCAGCGAAUCAUCAUGGUUCGGAUUCUAUCGACGUGGAUCAUCAACAGAUAUAAUAAAGCUGCGAGAUAGUAUUCUAUACAAUGAAGAUCGUUUAGGACUUAAAGUACUUGAUAAAAGAGGUGAUUUACAUCUUAUAGAAAAAACUGGUGAACAUUUAGAUUUUACUAAUCAAUGGUUUAUUGAUAAUAUUUUAAUUCGUUAUAUGAAAUAAUAUUGACCAAUAAAAAUCAAUGUUCAUUUCAAUAUUUUUUUGUUUGUUUGUUUGUUUUUUCGUUUGUUUUUCUUCCGUAAUAUUUUUUGGUUAAACAAAUAAACCCCUUCUAAUCAGAUCGUUUUAUGGUUUUUUUUGCUUCCCUUCGUAAACAUAUUACAUAACUUAUAAAAUCAAUAAAAAUACAUUGUGAA
Messenger RNA from Schistosoma curassoni, 2354 nucleotides. Lineage: Eukaryota; Metazoa; Platyhelminthes; Trematoda; Strigeidida; Schistosomatidae. The record is from the annotation of a GenBank genome assembly.